GACAACAUUGCGCUAAACACGGGGCCAUGAAAAUUUCGUUUGCAAAGCUGUUUGUGCUUGCAUUGCUGGUUGGUUGUGCUGCCAGCAAAGAAGAAGAGUCAAAGAAGAUUGAAAAAGAUUCUGAAGCUGCAGAAAGUAAAGUUGAAGGAGAAAAGAAACACGAGAAAAGAGGAUUAUAUAGCUCCGAAGGACAUUAUGGAGGCGAUUAUGGAGGCGGUUACGGAGGUGGUUACGAAGGACUUUUUGAAAGUCAUGAGAUCUCCAGUUUCGGUGAUCAUGGAAGUUAUGGAGGCCAUGAGGAAUCGGGAGGAUCCCUCGGAGGAUCUCAUGAAUCUUACGGUCAUGAAGAAAAAAUAAAAGAAAUAACGAUAGUGAAAAAUGUCAAGGUGCCUUAUCCAGUCGAAAAGAAAGUUCAUUAUCCAGUGGAAAAAGAAGUUCCGUAUCCAGUCAAGGUCCCCGUGCCUGAACCAUACCCCGUCGAGAAAAAAAUUCCGGUUCCCUACAAAGUCUACGUAAAGGUGCCAGUACAUAUUCCAGCACCAUAUCCAGUGGAGAAAAAAGUUCAUUACCCGGUGCAUGUACCUGUGGAGCGACCUGUACCUUACAAAGUUUACGUACCACAACCAUAUCCAGUUGAAAAGAAGGUUCACUACGCAGUUAAAGUGCCUGUGCCUCAGCCAUACCCUAUCGAGAAACAUGUGCCUGUACCUGUUAAAGUUCCAGUUCAUGUUCCUCAACCUUAUCCAGUGGAAAAAACUAUUCCCUACCCCGUCAAAGUUCAUGUUGACAGACCCUACCCUGUUCAUAUUAUCAAGCCUUAUCCUGUACCAGUUGAAAAACAUGUACCCUAUCCAGUUGACAAGCCUGUCCCUUACCCAGUUAAAGUACAUGUAGAGAAACCAGUACCUGUCCCUGUAGAGAAGCCAGUCCCUGUACCUGUAAAGGUUCCAGUUCCAGCUCCUUACCCAGUUGAGAAAAAAGUACCAUAUCCUGUAGAAAAACCAGUACCUUAUCCAGUUAAAGUGCAUGUAGACAGGCCAGUCCCUGUUCAUGUUACAAAGCAUGUACCAGUUCAUGUACCUAAACCUGUACCUUAUCCCGUAAAAGUACCAGUUCCUUACAAGGUUGAACACAAACAUGAAUAUGAACAUCAUGAACAUCAUGAACAUCAUGAGCACCAUGAACCUGCACAUUACGAUAUCUCAAGUAGUGGUGGAGACUUUGGAGGACAUGGAGGACAUGAGUCUCAUGGAAGUUAUGAAUCUCAUAGUUUUUAAUGAUCAUCUUCGUAAAUAAUCGACGGUAGUUAGGUAAAAUAAUCAAGGCUACUGAGGAUUGCUUGAUAGCUUACGAAAUAAGCGAGGGUGUGGUUGUCAUUUGAUGACACAUAGGAAAAUUAUUUUAUAGUUGAAGAAGCUAUUGAUUAUAAAGAAUUUUGACACACCCAAGUGAUAUGAUCAAUUAAAUUUCUAAUUAAUGUAGAAUCUAUUUUUUGACUGAGAAAACCUGUUGUUAACUAUCGUUGUUAUAAAAACGAUGUAU
Chelonus insularis is the source of this 1542-nucleotide messenger RNA. RefSeq names its product proline-rich protein 4-like. The transcript is spliced from 2 exons. Bases 27 to 1277 code for a protein of 416 amino acids. The record is from RefSeq and is a predicted model, not a curated record. Lineage: Eukaryota; Metazoa; Arthropoda; Insecta; Hymenoptera; Braconidae.